Molecule: messenger RNA, 3779 nt
Organism: Rhineura floridana
Lineage: Eukaryota; Metazoa; Chordata; Lepidosauria; Squamata; Rhineuridae
Product: guanine nucleotide-binding protein subunit alpha-14-like
Exons: 9
Coding region: 259-1401 (380 amino acids)
Biological process (GO): phospholipase C-activating dopamine receptor signaling pathway; action potential; adenylate cyclase-modulating G protein-coupled receptor signaling pathway
Cellular component (GO): heterotrimeric G-protein complex
Molecular function (GO): G-protein beta/gamma-subunit complex binding; guanyl nucleotide binding; GTPase activity
Source: RefSeq, a predicted model, not a curated record
CCGAAAGCCAGACUUGCGGAGCCGGCCAGUUAAGCAGUCGUUGCAUUUUCGCGCCUGUUGCUCCCUUUCUGAGAUAGUUGUGCGCACUCUUUCUGAAGCGUCAUUAGCCUGGGGAAGAAAGAGGCUGGAGGACCUUGGAGCAGUAAAGGGGCUUGUUGUGUCGUUGGUAGUCAGGAGUCCGAGGAAGUCAGGGUUGUUUUCUUUCUCAUUUUGGAAGUAAACGCCUGCUUUGGGUUUUCUUCAGGGGCAGCGCCGAGCAUGGGCCGGCAGUGCUGCUGCUUAUCCCCGGAGGAGAAGGCGAGUAGGAUGCUGAGCUUGGAGAUCGAGCGCCGGCUGCGCCAGGACAAGCGAGAUUCGCGCAAGGAGGUCAAACUGCUACUGCUGGAUAUGGAGAGCAGAAAGCAGGAAGCUGUCUCAGUUAUUGUCUGGGGAAAGGCAACAAUCCAUCGCCUAGACUCAAGGUGGAAUGGUACAGGAGAAAGUGGAAAGAGUACAUUUAUUAAGCAGAUGAAGAUUAUUCAUGGAUCAGGCUAUACAGAAGAAGACCGAAAAGGCUUUACAAAAUUGGUUUAUCAAAACAUAUUUUCCGCUAUACAAGCUAUAAUCAGAGCCAUGGACAUUUUACAAAUUCCAUACUUGUCUGAGCCGAAUAAGGAGUAUGGCCAGAUGAUUGAAGAAGUGGAUGUAGACAAAGUAACAACCCUGGAAAGAAAACACGUGGAAGCAAUUAAGAGGCUUUGGGGAGACCCAGGAAUCCAAGCAUGCUAUCAUAGGCGGAGAGAAUACCAAUUGUCAGACUCGGCUAAAUAUUAUCUUUCAGACUUUGACCGUAUUGCAGUGCCAUCAUUUGUGCCAACUGAGCAAGAUGUUCUCAGAGUGAGAGUACCAACAACUGGAAUUAUUGAAUAUCCUUUUGCUUUGCAAAAUAUUAUUUUUAGAAUGGUAGAUGUCGGUGGACAGAGAUCAGAAAGAAGGAAGUGGAUUCACUGCUUUGAAAGUGUUACUUCAAUAAUAUUCUUAGUUGCCCUUAGUGAAUAUGAUCAAGUAUUGGAAGAAUCCAACCAUGAGAAUCGCUUGGAAGAAAGCAAGGCUUUAUUUAAAACAAUAAUCCCAUAUCCUUGGUUUCUGAACUCUUCGGUCAUCUUGUUUUUAAAUAAGAAAGAUCUUUUAGAAGAGAAGAUUAUAUAUUCCCAUUUAAUCACCUAUUUUCCACAGUUCACAGGACCAAAGCAAGAUGUCAAAGCUGCCGGAGAGUUCAUUCUGAAGUUAUACCAGGAUCAGAAUCCAUAUAAAGAGAAAGUGAUCUACUCCCAUUUUACAUGUGCCACCGACACAGAAAACACUAGAUUUGUCUUUGCUGCUGUCAGAGACACAAUACUGCAGUGUCUUUCAAGGACAUAGGACACAGGACACAGACUUGCUUUGAAACACUGCAGCCAGUUAUGAAUUAAAAAGCACACAGAUCAUAUGCCAGCUGGCAAGAGGUUUACUGUUUCAGUUAUAUUCUUUAUACCUUGGGGGCUUACAGUGUUUUUGAAUUUUGAAGCCCCCUCCUCCUCGCUUGCUGGACCCUAACAAAAGGUAACUUGCUUCUGGGAGAAGGAAAUUUGCAUUUGCAAGCAAGGCUGUGCUUCCCUGGCUUCUUUCUCACUCCAGAAUGUAGAAAAGCAGCAUGUGAGUGCUACCAGUGCUAUAAGGUGACUUUACCCUUGGUGGCCAUUUUUAGCAAAGAAAAAAUUGUGUGCUUGUUCAUUUUAGUCUCUUUUAUUUAUAUUUAGUAAAUAAAAUACAGUUAAAACCUACCACUGCUUGGCAUAAUUUAAAGUAUUUCUAUGCCAUUUUUCAUAUGCCGUAACAAGUCAGUGUAUGAAAAACUGAAGUCCAAAAGGACUACUGCUCGGUCAAUAGGAAGUUAGAAAGAAACCACCUGGUAUUAGUGGCUAGUGAAGACUUCAGAAAAUAAAUAGGCUUUCAGGAAUUACCAAAACUGCAUCAAUGUAGGUACUUGCUGCUGCAACUGGGAGGGGGACAGGGUUCCCAUAGAGGACAACGCUCCUUAAAAGUCCUUGAAAACAGUUACGGGUAUAAUUUUAUGAUAGUCCUUAACUCUGAUCCCUAAAAUAAAAUAGUUAAGAACUCCCCUUCCCAAGUCACCUUGGUGGUGAUUUUCAGCAUCUUCAUCUUGAGCUUCCUCUCAACCAGGAAUCUGUUAAAGGACUUCAACUCUUGAAUGGCUCUCCCCUCUAUCCUUUUUAGAAAUGGUGAAGAAUAUUGAGAAAACUCAGUGACUGUAAGUUUGGCAAGGUUUAUUUCUUCAGGCCUGGUCAUCAGUGAAUUCUGUUAGUGCUGCUAAGGAAAAGUAUGUGGCAAUAACCAUUAGUGACCCCACCUUAUUAGGGAUAUCUUCACAGGAAAGCUUAGCCACAGUUGUAAUUGUGUAACAUUUUCUUGACUCUGGCAUAAACUGUUUGAAGAAAGAUCACAUGUGCAACAAUCUUUGAGAGAGCUGUCAUUCAGUAAAAUAGUAUCUUUUACCUGUGUGAUCGUUCUUGAAAUUUAAGAAUUGCACAACAUGUCCAGUUUGAUAUUUAGGAGAGUGUGUAUGUGUUUUUCUUUACAUAGCAGAUAUGCAGAGUGAUAGAAAUCUAAUAACCACAAACAAAUGUAAAGUCUAACCACUCUGACAGCCAUUUGCACUCUUUUAUUAAAUACAUUUAGAAGUAAUGAUAUGGUUGGUCUGGCUCAAAGUGUAAAUGCUCAAGUCUGAUACACUUGUUAGUUAAAUCAAUGAAUUUAGACAGAGCUCAUUCACAUUCUUGCGACCAAAUCCAAGUUAUACUUUGGCAUUUCCAGUAAUCAUUAAUUUAAUUUACAUUAAGUAUAGCAAGGAAUACAAUGUUAUGGAGACGAUUGCAGUGUAUUAUUGUAAGCACCCUGAGGUGGUUACAUAACGGAGCAAGCAAGACUAUAUAAAUACAUACAAUUACAUUUGGCAUGCCAUUUACUUUAUUUAGCUUUUACAACAAAGCUACAGUUUGGGUAGCUUAAGUACCAUUGGCAAGUUCAGGAGGACUAAUCUCUUUCACCUCAAUCCUCCAAACAACAGUUUGGGAAGAAUAUUCUGGAGGAGACAUUUACUACAUGCAUCAGACCUGGAUUAGGCAAUACACUUAGAUACGUUUGCAUUCCUUUUCCCUUUUAUGAACUCCAGCUACAUGUGCAUUUACAGGCAUUAUUGGAUAGCUUAGCAAAAUCAGAUUUUAAAAAAUGUCUAUGCAGCCUUCCAUAUAUUGAAGCCCUGUUAAGAUUUUUGCAAUUCUAUAUGGAAAAUGUUAUGAAUUGUUUUGAGUCUAAAGGCUGAAACCAAAGGGUUGUAUCCACCAUUAGAGCAGACCCAAUGAAGUUAAUGGACAUGACUAACUUAGGUCCAUUAAUUUCAAUAGGUCUCCUCUGAGUAAAAGUUCAGUGCAACACAAUGUUAAUAUAUGUUAUCAAAUUAUUAUUUUUAUUAAAGAAAAUGCAUUUAGCAUGAUCAUGAAAUUUAGAUUUUUUUAAAAACACAAAAUAGUAUGUAAACCCGAGGGACAGCUUGAAUGAAAUACUAUUUCAAAACAUUCUGUUGCAGAAGGUUUCUGUCUCUUCACUGAUAAUAUGAAGUGUUAAAAGUAAAGACCAUGCCAUGCAGAGCAUUACUGCAAAGGCACAUCCCCACCCAGAUUAACAUUUCAAUAAAUUCACAUAUUUGUGUACAUCUACAUAUCAUCAUGAGGUACCAGAAC